GCCGCUGCGGGCGGCGGCAGCGGCAGGCGGCGCGGCGAUGGGCGAGGCGGAGGGCGGCUCGGCGGCCGCUGUGGAGAAGCCGCCGCUGCCCGCGGCCGGGCCGGGGGCCGCCGCGGCCGUCGCUGCCGCCGCCGCUGCCGUUGCGGCCGCCGCGGCGGCAGCGGCCGCCGCUCCGGAGCCCGGCGCGCCGGCGGAGGAGGCGGUGGUGGUGUGGAGCCCUGAAGUGGAGGUUUGCCUUUUCCACGCCAUGCUGGGCCACAAGCCCGUAGGUGUGAAUCGCCAUUUCCACAUGAUUUGUAUCCGAGAUAAAUUCAGCCAGAAUAUUGGACGGCAGAUUUCAUCCAAAGUGAUUUGGGACCAUCUGAGCACCAUGUAUGAUAUGCAAGCUCUUCACGAGUCUGAGAUUCUUCCAUUCCCUAAUAUAGAGAAGAAUUUUGCUCUUCCUGAUGAAAUGAUUCAAGAAGUGAGAGAAGGAAAAGUAAUGAUAGAAGAAGAAGUGAAAGAGGAAAUAAAAGAAGAGAUGGAAACGCAUGCAGGUCCAGAAGAAGUUUUUGCACCCUCUGGAAGUUUAGGAAAAACAACUGAAAAGCCAAGCAGCAAAGAGAAAGAGAAAACUUCAUCAGAUUCUGGGUCCAAAGAAGGAUCUGAUAAGAGGAAGCGCAACAGAGUCACUGAAAAGGUCUUAAACGCAAACAGUAAUCCUUCCAGUCCAAGUGCUGCAAAACGACGCAGAACAUAAAGCAAGCUGUGAAAGAGAGAAGUAAUAAACUCUGGAACGUGAGGAGGGAACAGUAAAAACGAGUAGCAGCAUAGUCGCUACAUAAACUUUUUGAGAAGGGGAAAAGAUAUCUAAGCCAGGUAUUGAAGAAUCUGCACAUUGGCUUUAUACAUGCAAGACUUCGUCUGUCUUUCCUGAUGUGUUUUCUAGUCAGCAGUGAGUAGCUGAGCGAUGGCUGCCUUCUCAGGGCACUGGGGGAGAAAGCUGGCAGCAUUAAGAGUUUAUGCGUAUGUAACAACUCCGGUGGUUGCAUUUCAAACAAGUAACACACUCUGUGUCAGCACAGUUCAUGAAACAAGUGCUCAGUGAAACAUGGAGCCUCAGUUCACAAAAAGCAUAGGUUAUUUCUGUAAAUUUUGGAUUGUUUUUUCUGCCUUUGCUUUGUUGCUGUCUUUGAAUAUUACAGACCCUCUGUGGGUAAUGUUGUUUGGCCAUUUGACUUACUGCAAACAAAGCGUUUGUAUCAAAUGUCUGAAUUCGUUGGUUCAGUAAAACUAAAAUUCUUUUAAAUACAGGUAACUACUGAGUUGAAGUGUUCUUUCACUCUGUUUGCUGGAGGAACCUUUACUUCUUUCACCCUUAGUGACGUAACAUUUUCCAGUCUUUUUAAGUGUAUAUACUGUAAGUGAAGUGAAAAUGACAAUGCCCCUAGGCAGGAUAAUUAAUAAGUGUCCUAAAUAAAAUAUCCAGUGAUGUCACAUGGUUUUGUAAGGGAUCAGCUGAGCCGUGCAUGAACCUGGAGAUGUUGCCUCAUCCAUUUGUAAUAUAGGAGUAUAUAACAGUGGGUUUUGUACUUCAUUAUUUAUUUUUUUAAUGCAGUUUUAGUAGACCUUAAUGGAAUUGGUAUUCCAAAAUGUUAAUUUCAUUUUACAACUUAAGAAUCUUACUGACAUUGUAAUGGUUAUCUUUAAUAUGCUAGAAUAUUAAGAUUUUAUGAAGUUAACUAUUUUUGUGUUGUGAAAAGAUGGAUCGCAAUCAACAAACGUUAAAUGGUGAAUGAAGUAGGCUGAAAUGUUACUGGAUUUGUUUCACCAUAUUAACUAUCAGUUAAUAAAAAGAAGAAUUACUUCUUAAUCUGUCAGUGUUGCCUUCAAGGUGAGGAACUUAGGAAUCUACUAGUUUUUGCUUUUAUUCUAGGUACGUAGCCAAGUUCUUGUCUGCCUUAUUUGCUUCAGUUGUUUUAUAGCAAGAAUAAAUUUGACUUGUUUUUAUUUUACUAAAUGGUAGUUGUUGUGUAACUUGAUUAAAAUUUGGCCCAACUUAUUCUGAAA
Messenger RNA from Harpia harpyja (harpy eagle), 2049 nucleotides. It is a transcript of the gene MRGBP, whose product is annotated as MRG domain binding protein. Lineage: Eukaryota; Metazoa; Chordata; Aves; Accipitriformes; Accipitridae. Gene Ontology annotation, cellular component: nucleus; NuA4 histone acetyltransferase complex. The transcript has 5 exons. The record is from RefSeq and is a predicted model, not a curated record. The coding region runs from base 38 to 739 and encodes 233 amino acids. Gene Ontology annotation, biological process: regulation of transcription by RNA polymerase II.